AUCAGAAAAGCAAGCAAACUUUCGCGCACAGUACUGUUUUGUGUGGUGUGUGCGGCCAUCUUUGCUUUGGGAACCCGCAGUCAGCAGAGAGGCUCGUCGGAUCGUCACGCGAACGAACGAAGAAAAAACGGAUCACAUUCCGUUCCGCGAAACAGUUUUAGGGAACCUGCGUUGGUGCUGGCUGACCGCAGCCACAGUGUACCGAAUUCCGGUUUCAUCAUCGCCGUCACCACCAUCGUCAUCCGUUUCUGCUUGUGUCGUGUUUGACCGGUCGGAGCGUCCAGAGGAUCUGAGUCCGGAAGGGGCGCCUCGCUGGUGGAUGGCCUCGGGGGAGCCGGAGAAGGCGUUGGUAGAAGAAGAGGAGGAAGCACAAACGGAACGGAGAGGUUGAAAUACGCGAAAGUGAAAAAAUCAUAACAGCACGCGUAUGAGGAAAACAAGUCGUCGCAAAAAGCGCAAGAAAGAGGAACGAAGUUCAAUGAUUGUUGUUGUCGACGGCGACGUUUGCGAGUUUUAUUCAUGUGUAAUUGUAGCAGAAAGUAACACGACUUAAGCCAGUAGAGUGAGUGAGGUUGUUGGUGAGGAACGGACGAAAGCCUUGGACUGACAGUCAAUCCUCACCACAAAGGUGUGCUGAUGAUGAUGACGAUGACGAUGACGACGACGACGAUGAUGAUGAUUAUUGUGGUGGAAAUUCGCUGAAUCGCAGUUCUUCUAAUUUCUGUUUUCUUCGUGAAACGAAAAGUGUAAUAAGAGUAAGCCGAAUUGGUUAUCCAGAGAGAGAAAAACAAAUUGAGAGGAAGAACCGUUUUUUAGGCUGCCUGCGCUUGGAUACAUAGGCUAAUGCCGAUGCAGCAGCAGCACCACCGUUAUCCAAACGUACACUAGCAGCACCAAUACCGGGAGCAAGUGGCCGGUCAACGUAUCCGACUCGGAUCUUUCGGAAUAGUUCGUUCAACAAUAUGUGGAGUUCCAGUAACGGCGGUGGAGGAGGAGGAGGAGGAGGAGGAGGAGGUCGUGGCGGCGGCGGCGGAUCUUCUUCCAGUACGAACCAGUCCAAUACCAAAACGCUUGGAAUGACUUCGGCCAUCAGUUUGGCGGAACCGAAACCGGAAGACAUUCAGAAGACGGGGGAACUGGGCAAGGCACUCGAACCGUACAAUGUGUUCGAGGAGGAAUCCGAGCUUAAUCACCGGAUGGAAAUUCUGGCCAAGUUGAACACACUGGUCAAGCUGUGGGUGCGGGAUGUUUCGAUCUCGAAGAAUAUGCCCGAAGCCCUGGCGGAGAAGCUGGGCGGCAAAAUCUACACAUUCGGUUCGUAUCGGCUGGGGGUGCACCACAAGGGUGCGGAUAUAGACGCCCUGUGCGUGGCCCCGCGAAAUAUCGAACGGUCGGAUUAUUUUGGAUCGUUUUUCGAGUUGCUCAAGAAGCAACCGGAAGUGACGGAAUGUCGAGCCGUGGAGGAGGCUUUUGUACCUGUAAUAAAGAUGAAUUUUGAUGGAAUCGAAAUCGAUUUGCUGUUUGCCCGGUUGGCUCUGAAGGAGAUUCCGGACAACUUCGAUCUGCGGGACGAUAAACUGCUGAAGAAUUUGGACGCUAAGUCGGUGCGAAGUCUGAACGGUUGCCGGGUGACAGAUGAGAUACUGCGGCUGGUUCCGAAUAUCGACAACUUCCGACUGGCACUACGGGCGAUCAAGCUGUGGGCUAAGAAGCACGGCAUCUAUUCGAACUCUCUGGGAUACUUUGGUGGUGUAUCGUGGGCUAUGCUGGUUGCUAGAACCUGUCAGCUAUAUCCGAAUGCAGUGGCUGCUACGUUGGUGCACAAGUUUUUCCUGGUAUUCUCCCGCUGGAAGUGGCCCCAGCCGGUGCUGUUGAAGCAGCCGGACACAGUCAAUCUGGGCUUCCCGGUAUGGGAUCCCAGAGUAAACGUUCAGGACCGCUUCCACCUAAUGCCGAUUAUCACACCGGCAUAUCCGCAGCAGAAUUCCACCUUCAACGUGUCCAGUUCGACGCGGAAGGUCAUGCUGAAUGAGUUUAAUCGCGGUAUGCAAAUCACCGAUGAAAUCAUGCUCAGCAAGGCCGGCUGGGAUAAGCUGUUUGAGGCACCGAGUUUCUUCUUCAAGUAUCGGCACUUUAUCGUUCUGCUGGUGACCUCCAACAAUGCCGACGAUCACCUGGAAUGGUGCGGUUUAGUCGAGUCCAAAAUUCGCUAUCUGAUUCUGAACCUGGAACGGAACCAGCACAUCAAUUUGGCCCACGUCAACCCAAAGUGCUUCGAGCAGCACGAACAGAACCAGUCCGAACGACAGCGGGAGAACGACGGUGGCAAGGCUCCCACCCUUUGCUCGCUUUGGUUCAUCGGGUUGGAGUUUGAGCGGUCGGAAAAUCUGAACGUGGAUCUGACGGAGAGCAUACAGAGUUUUACCGACUCCGUGCACAAACAUGCUGUGCACAUCAAGCUGCUGAAGGACGGUAUGAAGAUCGAAGCGCGACACGUUCGGCGGAAGCAACUGAGCCAGUAUCUGGACCCGAACCUGCUCAAGCGGGAACGUAAAAAUUCCGACUCGGGACUUUCGAUAUCCAGCAUAGCGGCUGUUGCGGCCGCGGCUAAUACCAGUGGUGGAGCCACCGGCGGUGGCACCACCCUCCGGAAGCGUCAAUCAUCUGAACAUCUUCAGACGACCACCCUCAACAAGAAAGGAAGGAACGAUUCCUUUGAGCACUCCCCGUCGAAUACGUCCUCGCAGUCGUCGUCCUCGUCGCAAUCCUCGCAAGGAACGGGUCCGGUGUCAGCAGCGAACAUCUCCAACACCUCGGUAGCGUCUCUGAACACUAGUAACAACAACGGUAAUAGUAACGUAAGCACUAACAACAACAACAACAACACUAGCAGCACUGCGGCUCCUGACGAUGUUACUGCAGAAGCCGAACUAGCCCCCACCACGGACUACAACCACACGAACCAUAACGAUAGCGUGACGUCGACCAAUGCGACGCUGGUGCUGGAUGAUUCCUCGUCCGAAGCGACCAGCGCCGGCGGUGGUGGCGGUCAAUCACAGACAACUCCCCAGACUCCGACGACUACGACGCCAACCGCAAAUCCCGGACCGCAACAGCCGCCACAGACCGCUACCGAGGUGGUUUGCUCAUGACAGCCGAAUCCGUUCCGGAAGGUGAAUAACUAUCACCUUCACUACAACAACAACACCAACCAUCACCACCAUCAGCUCCACCACGGUUCGAAUUACAACAAUAUCAACAGCAGCAGCAGCAACAGCAACAACAAUGGUCACCUCCAUCACUAUCCGCCGGGAGGGCAAGAACAUCAACAACAUGGUGCGAACCCUAACGGCAGCAACCCGAAGAUGAUGAUCCAUGGAGACGAAGAUGCUAACGAUGGAGGAGAAGGAAGAGGUGGUGGUCGUGGUAGCUAUUCGAAUGCGAGCAGGGUGCAGUUUGCAGAAGUCCAAUCUUCGUAAGAUGACUUCGACUAACGCAGCUGACUCACGAGGACCAGCCGACCUACCUAUACAAUUUAUAGGACAACUUUAUCAUCCUGCAUUGCCGUCGAUUCAGCAAUGAACAGAGAAGUUUAUAAAAAAAAUGAUAACAUUUGAUCUAAGGUAAGAGUUAAAUUUAUAAACAAAACAAAAAAAUAUCAAAAGAAAUGAAAGUGCAGCACAUGGAAGAGGUGGGGAAGGUUAAAAACUCCUAAUCGAUUCUUAUUAAACGAGAGCAUAUGGUUGAUAUCGGCUAAUCGAGGAAAAUGAAACAUGAUUACACAUUGAUCAAAUUAUAUCCUAAAUGACAACAUACUAUGAAAUCUAGAGAAAAAUGAAAACAUUAAAAAAACAUUCUGUACAUAGUAAACUAUAAACUCAACAAAACAUUUAAAAAAACACACAUCUACACAACUUCUAGAAAUGUCGGGAGUGCAUUGUUAGAUACACAAAAAAAAUCUAAGACUUAUAUAAAUCUUACGUUUAUUUAUACACAGCCAGAAGUUAAACCACAUGCAUACUUCGUACCAGCAAACAUACCUUUUCAUUCACACCAAUGAUCUAUGGUUUCUUUUGUUUUGCUCAACACGGAACAAAGUCCGGUUUCGUCGUUUGCUACAACUGCUGAAUUCUCAUUUUUAUAUAAACACGAGAAGAGAGGCAGAUUCAUAUAGGUUUUUUUUUUUCGUUUCGUUCAUCAAUACCUUAUAAACACAUAACUAUUAUCUAAGCGUACACUCCACUGGUUCAUCAAUUUCACUGCUAGUAGAAGGAAAUCUAUCCGAAGACAAGAUUAUGCAACAAAGAAGAAACAUUACUAUGAAGUGCAAUCAGCAUUAUCCAUUCAGGCAAAAGCGUUCAGAAAAUGUAUGAGUUUCGCAAAGUUAUGCGACAAGAAUUUGUCCAUCAAAUAAAAUUAUAGAAAAAAAAAAUGGUUCGAUGUUUAGAUCCUUGUUAGCGGUAGAGUUUUCCCGGAAUGAAUGGAAAUUUCCACAUGAAGAAAGAUGAUUUAAGCUCGUGGGGGGAAAACAAACAUAUUUUACGUAAACGAUUUUCUCUGUAAAUACUAUACCAUUCAUUCAAUGAUGUAGUAGAGAAGUAAAAUGAAUAACUAAAGAAAAAUGAACACAAAAAAAAAACAUGCGAUGAUGAUUGGAGAAGAACUAUGAAACUUUUUCUGUAACUGAACUUAUAUUAAUUUACUUAAAGCAUAAAAGGAAGGGCAAAGAAAUACACACACACCUACAGAUAUAUACAUUUUAAACCAGCUGGGAUUUUAUUUUUAUAAAAUAAAACAUCCAUUUAAGAUUUGAGAAGAUCAUUCGAAAUUGGGAAAAAAACAAAGGACAUUUAUAAAAGUUUAUCACUUAAAAAAAAUCAUAAAAUUUAAAAGAGAUAAAACUAGAAAUUGAUUAACAAUUUUCAAGCAACAGAAACGGGAUAUUACUUUCUCAUUGUUCAGACAUUUAAUACAAAAAAAAAGAAAACAAUAUUCAAAAAACGAUAAACAAGUUUAUAAAUAACGAGGAGCCGUUAGUAAGCGGUAAAGAAGGACAGUAAUUGAAUUAAACAAUGAUGAAAUGCAUAACAAAGCCAUCUACCAACCACAACGGACGAUGUUUGUUGAAGUUUCUGGACAAAAGGUUUUUAGCAGGUGCGCCUCACUAACAAACGCAUUCAAAACGUUUCCGGUUAAAGGCUUCGAAUAAGGGAAGCUUGACGAUGAAAUAAAGGGAAGUUUAAAGUAGUAAAAAAAAAAAGAAAA
Ochlerotatus camptorhynchus is the source of this 5265-nucleotide messenger RNA. It is a transcript of the gene hrg, whose product is annotated as hiiragi. The transcript is spliced from 7 exons. Gene Ontology annotation, molecular function: poly(A) RNA polymerase activity; RNA binding. NCBI's taxonomy places the organism in Eukaryota, Metazoa, Arthropoda, Insecta, Diptera, Culicidae. Gene Ontology annotation, cellular component: nucleus. The record is from RefSeq and is a predicted model, not a curated record. Bases 963 to 3152 code for a protein of 729 amino acids.